Colletotrichum costaricense is the source of this 279-nucleotide messenger RNA. RefSeq lists its product as uncharacterized. The coding region runs from base 1 to 279 and encodes 92 amino acids. The record is from RefSeq and is a predicted model, not a curated record. Lineage: Eukaryota; Fungi; Ascomycota; Sordariomycetes; Glomerellales; Glomerellaceae. The transcript has a single exon.
AUGAGAUGCCACUGCGAGAGGUGCAUGGCAAUGUGGUCGGCGGCUGUGCUGUGCAUCGGGUUGGUAGUCGCACACGACUUCAACGGCUGUCGGUGGAACCAGCGCACCCGCCCGUCACCCGUGGGACCUGAUAUCGUGGGACUUCCGGGGUUCUCGGCGAGUGGGUUCGGGGAGGGGGCGCAGGGAGGAGUGGACUCGGCGGAUAUAACGGAUUCAUCGGGUCGCCGACGUUUAAACGGGGUGUUGAGUAGAUAUCGUGGCCGGAAUCAUGCCUGUUGA